AGCGGGGGCAGCGCCGGACAGCGAGCGCCUGGGCUCAGGCCCUCGCUGUUACCUCCGAAGGAUGGGGGGGGGGGGGGGGAGUUUGCCAUUUGCAUAUCCCCGCUGAUUGGCUGGGGCUCCUGGUGUCAUCCCGGCCGCUCCCCGCGGCUGUCGCCAGAGCCCUUUAAGUAACCGGCCGGGGCGCGCGGCCGGCUCCAGCGCUUCUGUCGCGUCAUCUGCCGCCCUGCGGCCACGGAAGCGGCCCCUCGUUGUGCCCCGGGAGGCUGGGUCGCCCCCCCCCCCUCUCUCUCUCCUCCCCCUUUCCUCGCGCGCCGGGAUGUUUGACCGCGAGCGCGGCUGGAGCGUCUCCUUCGCCGGCUGCGGCUUCCUGGGCGUCUAUCACAUCGGGGCGGCCACCUGCCUGCAGGAGCGCGCCCCGCACCUCAUCCGCGACGCCCGCAAGAUCUUCGGCGCCUCAGCCGGGGCCCUCGCCGGCGCCGUACUGAUCGGAGGCGGCUCUCUGGCUGAAGCUUGUGCAGAUGUUCUGGGGUUAGCCAAAGAAGCCAGAAAGCGAAGUCUUGGUCCACUUCAUCCUUCUUUUAAUGUGAUUAAGAUAAUAAGAGAUGGACUAUUCAAAAACCUUCCAGAAAAUACUCACCAGUUGUCAGCAGGCAAGCUGUGUAUUUCACUGACCAGAGCGUCAGAUGGCAAAAAUGUGUUGGUAUCCAAUUUUAAUUCUAAAGAAGAAAUUGUUCAGGCUUUAAUUUGUAGCUCGUUUGUUCCUAUUUAUUGUGGCCUAAUUCCACCAUCAUUCAGAGGUGUGCGUUAUGUUGAUGGUGGAAUCAGUGACAACUUACCUCAGUAUGAAUCUAAGAAUACCAUCACGAUUUCUCCUUUCUCUGGGGAGUGCGAUAUCUGCCCAAAGGGGAACUCUGCAAACUUCCAUGAAAUGAAUGUUACUAAUACCAGCAUUCAGUUCAGCUUAGGGAACCUUUACCGUCUAACACAAGCACUCUUUCCACCAGAACCCAAGGUACUAGGAGAAAUCUGUGAACAAGGAUAUUCAGAUGCACUUAGAUUUUUGAAAGAAAAUGAUAUUCUUAAUGAUUCAGUUUAUGUCGACUUGUCCUUAAAGAAAAACUCUCAGGAACUCAUAGAGGACACUGACUUUACAAACAAGAAAACUAUUCUAGAGAGGAAGGGCACAGAGGAGAUAUUGAAGGCAAAAAUGCUUAGUAACCAGCUAAAGCUAAACACGUGGCCAUUGGAUGAAAGAAUUUUUGAGCAUCUACCUCCUAGACUUCGUAAAGCAUUACAAGACGCUUGUAAAGAGAAGAGUGGGUUUUAUGCACAGCUCUCUAAACUCUUACCAAUGCGAGUGAUGUCUUAUCUGAUACUGCCAUAUACACUGCCAGUGGAGUCUGCCUAUUCUGUUGCUUUAAGGUUAGUAGACUGGUUUCCCAAUAUCCCUGAUGAUUUUCAAUGGAUGCAGGGACAACUACGUCGGAUUGUCAGUACAGUUUAUUCUCAGGCAAGAAAUAAGCUACUCAGUACAUCCAGUAAAGAGAGCUAUGCAUCACUAAGAAAAUGUCAGACUGUUCCACCUAAUGUAGAAUUCCAUUCUCCCUACUGCCAUUCUAAAGUGCCACACUCUGCUGCAGACCUUGAAGGUUGGCUCUGGGAUUUUCUAUACUGCAGAGACUCAGCAGGGAAGCAAAUUUCUGUUGGUAUAAAGGGGCUCUCAGACUCUGAUUCUCAUCAUAUUUUCUUCAUGAAUUCUGAAGAAUCUGGCUUGGAAACGGAUUUUGACUCCUCCUCAGAAAAGAGUUUCCAAACUGCCUCAGAAGAUUAAUUUUGAAAGUUCUGAAAUCCGUCUGAUAGAGAAGCUUAAACCUUUUGAAGCGAACUCAUUCUUCCAUCUUGCCAAUAAGUAUUGGAAGACUGUUUUGUCUAAGCUCAAUGACAAAUUGCCUUUCGGGCCUUUACAAUGCUAAGGAUUAUACAAAACAGUUGUCACUGUACUAUGUAACAGUCACAUUCUUGUUAAUCUAUUAAAUUCUUGUUAAGCUUCAUUUCAAAAUUACAGUAGCACAAUAUCUGGAAAACGAUUUCACUCUAAGCUACCUGUAAUUAAAAAGCAUGAUGAAAUCAAACCCUAUAAAUGGCUUGUUCUAGACUGAAACAAGCGUUUAUAGAAAAGUUGCAUUUUAAAGGACAUACUUUUAAACAAUACUUGUGUUUGGUGGUGUUAGAUUACUUUUUAGCACUUGCAUGAAAUCAAGCAACUUGUACUUUAUAAAGGGAAAUGUACAUAAGGAACUUUUUGAGGGCCUCCAAUAUCAGUGUGUUUGCCUUUUGUUUAACUGUACUGUUUUCUGGAAAAAAGGCACCAACUUUGAUUACAUAUUGUAACAUACAACUCAUACUGUAAUUCAAGUUCACCAUUCCCAACAAUCUUUACAAAGUGCCUCCUUUUCUUAAGUAUUGAGAAGGAAAAAAGUCUCAAGAACUGGGCCGCAGUUAGCCAUAAGUGUUAAGGGGCACAACUCUGUUGACUUGUUGUGCAUGCUUAGCAAGUUGUGCAUGCUUAGCAAGGGCUUAAUUUGAACUAAUGUUUUUAAAUAGAUUUAAAAAAGAAAAAUAGCUGGAGCAGUGGUCUUUUGAAAAGACGAUAGUAUCAUUGAGUGGAGCUGUAUAGAGCAACAAUGAAGUUGUCAUAAUGCAACCAUUGCAAAACGUCUUUGUGAGAUUACAUUAUGACACUGAACAGUGUCAGGCUUGUGUUCUGAUUUGUGGAUUAUAUACAUCUUCUGUAAGAUGGAAAAGGAGGCCUUCUUUCUUUUUUAUUCCUUGGAGGAGCAGAAAGGAGAUCCCAGUGAUUCCAUUCUGUUUGUUUAGCACUUCUUGUGCUAUCUUAUCUCAAGCAGUGUAGGAAAAUUUCCUAACAUUUGUGCUCUUCUUGAGAUCAGAAUGAAUAAGCCAAGUUCAAAACAAAUGUGUUGAUAUUGUUACUCUCGUAUUAUACUGUAAAGAGCUGCAUGCAGGUCUAAAUCCACUGUUC
This is a messenger RNA of Dermochelys coriacea (leatherback sea turtle), 3040 nucleotides long. RefSeq names its product patatin-like phospholipase domain-containing protein 2. Gene Ontology annotation, biological process: triglyceride catabolic process; positive regulation of triglyceride catabolic process; lipid homeostasis. Gene Ontology annotation, molecular function: triacylglycerol lipase activity. The transcript has 9 exons. Gene Ontology annotation, cellular component: lipid droplet; cytoplasm; membrane. Lineage: Eukaryota; Metazoa; Chordata; Testudines; Dermochelyidae. Bases 317 to 1831 code for a protein of 504 amino acids. The record is from RefSeq and is a predicted model, not a curated record.